Messenger RNA from Durotheca rogersii, 1963 nucleotides. RefSeq names its product putative alcohol dehydrogenase. The record is from RefSeq and is a predicted model, not a curated record. NCBI's taxonomy places the organism in Eukaryota, Fungi, Ascomycota, Sordariomycetes, Xylariales, Xylariaceae. The transcript has 7 exons. Bases 239 to 1309 code for a protein of 356 amino acids.
AGUGAAGAGGGGGCAGGCGGGAGGAGGACGAGGAAGCCGAAGGCACACACACACACACACACACACCCAUCACCACCACCACACAUCGACACGGGGCCGCCGCAGAGCCAAAGUCGGGUGCGAAUUGGAUAGAUAGUCAACUAUCGCUGUAUUUAUUUAUAUUUAUUUAUUUAUUUGCGUAACCCCUCCCCCUUCCCCCAUCUUCAUUGGCCAUCGUACGACCCGUCGCCCGCCCGCCAUGGACCCGCUUCCGCUCACCAUGAACGCCGUCGUGUUCGAGGGCCCGCGCAAGGUCUCGCUGCAGCAGAGGCCUGUACCGAAAAUACAACAUGACGGCGACGUCAUAGUCAAGGUCAACGCGACAGCUCUCUGCGGAUCGGAGCUCCACGUCUUCCGCGGCCACCAGCCCUCGGGCACCGGCUUCGUCAUGGGCCACGAGUUCACCGGCGCCGUCGUCGCCGCCGGCGCCGCCGUCAAGACCGUCGAGAUCGGGGACAAGGUCGUGUCCCCCUUCACGACUUCCUGCAUGGACUGCUUCUACUGCAAGAACGGCUACACCUCGCGUUGCGUGCACAGCCUGCUCUUCGGGUCCGAGAAGCUCGACGGCGCGCAGGCCGAGUACGUGCGGGUGCCGUUCGCCGACGGCACCGUCGUGCGCGCGCCGGCCGAGAUCGACGACCGCGCGCUCGUGCUCAUGGCCGACAUCUUCCCGACCGGCUACUUCGGCGCGCGCAACGCCUUCGCCGCCCUCGGCGCCGCCCAGGACCCGACCGACGCCGUCGCCGUCGUCGUCGGCUGCGGGCCCGUCGGCCUGUGCGCCAUCGUCUCCGCCCUCGAGUACCGCCCGCGCCACCUCUUCGCCGUCGACAGCGUCGAGAGCCGCCUCGAGCUGGCCAGGGGCCUCGGCGCCGAGCCCCUCAACUUCGCCAAGGACCGCGACGCCGUGAUCCGCCGUAUCCGAGAGGUCACCGACGGCCGCGGCGCCGACGUCGUCGUCGAGGUCGUCGGCCUGAGCCCCGCGCUGCGCACCGCCUACGACGUCCUGAGGCCGUUCGGCUUUAUCAGCAGCAUCGGGGUGCACAAUGCCGAGAUCCCGUUCGAUGGCAACGACGGGUAUAGCAAAAACAUACGACUGCAGAUGGGGCGAUGUCCCGUCCGUGCGAUAUUUCCCGACGCGCUCAAGGUCCUAGCCAAGAACCAGCAUCGCUUCAGCUUCAUGUUCGAGAAGAUCAUGCCCCUCUCGAUGGCGGUGUCGGGAUACGACCUGUUCGACAAGAUGCAGGUGCAGAAGGUGAUCUUCACGCCAUGACGGGGCGCGGGUAGCACCGUGUCGCCGCGGUAGGGAGAUCGGGCGCUCAGUUCUGCCGGGGCUUGACGAUGCCGUCGUGCAUGAAGUAGUAGACGACAGUAGAGUCGGCGUGUACGGUAGCCAGUAGCAGCCUCUUGACGCGGCCCGGGGCGGUCUCGGCCGGCGGCGGCAUGGAAUCGAAGACGCUUGCAAACGCCCUGAGCGUCCACUCCUCGGCUAGGUGCGUAGGCAGGACCCAUUCGACGGCGGGGGUCUCCGGGAUGCGGCCCUCUGGGCCCGGGUAGGCCUUGAGCAUCUCGAUCUGGUCGUCCGGGUGCAGGUAGAGGCGGCGCGGGGGCAGGCCCGAGAUGAGAGGUCUCGGGAGGGGCGAGUUGUCGACCGGAGAGUGAGUCAGGAUCUGCAGCUCGGUCCAAUCGUGCUGGCGCCGGAGAUUGUCGAGCACGGAUGCGGCCAGCUGCUCGACCUGGCCGCUCGUCUCAGCCAUGGUAGGUCGCGCCGCGGUAACUGUCGUCGUCGAGAUUGCGAAUGUCUUGCUUGCACAAAUGAAUAGACGGGUGCUACGAUGGGGUUGUUGUUGUUGUCGUGGUUGUCUUUUUUUCGAUACGGAGAAACCUGGCCGAGGACCCUGCUGGCAACGUCGAGCCCGAAGACUAG